CGCCAAAUUUUGUAAAAGAGUUCGGUCUUCCGUAGAGAAGUUUCGUCUUUUCCUUACCAGAUGUAGCACUAAAACAAACGAAAACUUCAUCGGAACUGCCAAAAUAUGUUAGGAAGGCCAGAAUUUGAGUUUGCUCUGGGUAUGCCGCCAUUGGGGUAAGAAUGUGAAUACUGGACGGGAUUGUAAGAGUCUUAACACAUCCCAAAGGAGGGCAGAUCAUUGUUGGUGCCAACGACCUGCAGAAAUGGGAAUCCAAGGCCUUCUUCCAUUACUAAAGCCUAUCCAAAAGCCCGUCUCCAUCGCUGAGCAUUUCGCAGGUCAAGUCAUUGGGAUAGAUGCCUACUGCUGGCUGCACAAGGGAGCUUAUGGCUGCGCUAUGGAAUUGGUUGAAGGAAAGAAAAGCUCCGUGUAUGUUAAUUACGUUUUGAAGCGUGUUGACAUGCUGCUACAUUUCAAUGUCAAACCAAUUCUGGUUUUUGAUGGAUCAUACCUUCCCUCCAAAGCUGGACAGGAGGAACGACGAAGGAAGACAAGACAAGAAAACAAGGCGAAAGGACUGGCUUUUCUACGGGCUGGAAACAGGCAGCAGGCUCUAGACUGCUUUCAGAAGUGCGUGGAUAUUACUCCAGAUAUGGCCCUUGAAGUCAUAAAGGAAUGUCGUAAGAAGGGCGUGUACUGUAUUGUGGCACCUUAUGAGGCAGAUGCUCAAUUAGCAUAUCUGAUGAAAUCAGGUCUAGCUCAGGCUAUUAUAUCUGAAGAUUCUGAUUUACUUGUCUAUGGAUGCCAGAAGGUCAUCUUCAAGAUGGAUGUUAAUGGUCAUGGCUUAGCAGUGGAUCUGGCUGAUCUUUCCAAACUAACAAAGCUCAAACUACAUGAAUUCACCCAAGAGAAGUUCAGACACAUGUGCAUUCUGUCAGGUUGUGAUUAUCUGCCGUCUGUCAAGGGCAUUGGUCUACAGACAGCAAUUAAACUGCUGCGCAAAUCAUCCAAUGUUGAAAAGCUGAUCAGAUCUCUCAGAACUGAAACAAAGAUGCAUGUCCCUGAUGAUUAUGAGAAGAACUUCAAGCAGGCAGAGGAGACAUUUUUGUACCAGCUUGUUUUUGAUCCUGUUUCUAUGAAUCUGGUUCCUUUGAGUGACCUGCCAGACGGAUUGAAACCUGGUGACCUGGGCUUUGCUGGUCCACUAAUGACAAGAGAAAAAGCCUUGGGUAUUGCACUUGGUAAUAUUAACCCCAUCACAGGUGAAAUGAUAGCAGAUUUUGACCCCAAAAAGAUCAAGAUUAUUGACCUGGGAUCUGGUAACAAAUUGGACGAAGACUCUCAAUCACGUGCUCUCACCCCAGUCUCUAUGUCCUCCUUUGGCCAUGCCGUCAUAAGUAAGAGAGGGAAGACUGAAUACGAUGUGCAAAAAAACCUCUCUGGGUUGAUGCUCAAUUCAACGUCAUCGGCGAAAACCAAGAAACCUUUCGUGCCGCCAGGACUUAAACGGAAGAUUGAAGAAGAAAGUGUUGAUGACCACUCACUUCUCAAUAUGUACACUGUUUUGAAACCCAAGAAUGUCAUUCCUCGUGCUCAGGGAAAUUUCCAACGCACGAAACCUGGUGCUUUGUCAUGGAACGGGACGAAAAAGUCCAAGUUCAAAAACCCUUUUAAAAUCAGCGAUCAGCGGGUUGAGGCGCAAGAUGAAGUUAAAAUUAGCAGGUACUUCAAUAUCACUGGAAAUCAGCUGGAAUCACUGAAGUAUUCAGCAAACGCAACAGAGGGCAGUCCAGCUGGUGGAACAAAUUUGGAUUCCGAAAACACUGAUGAGUUAUCCUUGACAGGUGAAUCACGGCCUGGAGGUGGUCUUACUGCCUUGAUACAGAACGUGGAUGAACACUUAUUUCAGUGUGAAGGAGAAAAUUCUGUGGUGAUUAAUAAAAUGGAACAGAACAAGGAGAAUUAUUCAAAAAGGGAGGACGAUUCUUCUUCUAAACUGCGCAAAAUUGAAUAUUACAAAACUGAAAGCAAGGAGGAAACUACUCUUCACAACAGCGACUAUUCGCAAACCUGUUCUCCUAAAAAGCUGUUAUGCCAGGGCGUGUUAACGAACCAGUCAUUAAAUAUAAGCUACGACCACAAAGAUGAAUCCGUAGAAACAAAAUUAAGUGAACGUUUUAGCUACAAACGAUUUCAAAGGCCAACAAAACUUAUUGAUAACACAUCAGAACCCUUAUCGAGGGAGGAAACUGUGUCUAAUGACAGUAGCUUUUCACGAUCAGUUGAGGUGAUACGUAUCGACAGUGGGUACAUGUCAGAUACGGAGAUGAGUACAGAUGGUGACACACCCACCUCUACUCAGUCAGUUAUCAGGGGCCAAACUACACCCUCCACGAGCAGAAAUUUUUCGCUUUUACAAGGCAGUGCUGUUGGAUCCAAGACAACGAAGAAGCAGAUUCGGCUGAAUUCUAAAGCAGGUCUUAGAAGUACUGGACUCGGCAGAUGCCGCUCAAUAGGAAUUUCAAAAAAGAAAACGAAACUCAAAGAUUCGCCGGACUCUGCUGGAUCGUCGUAUCUGUUGAGUUAUUUUGAGUUCGACAGGCGGAAGAAACCCAGGUAGUGUUCGGUAAUUUUAUCGUGGAUACCUAUUGAAGGGCGGUCUUUAUUUAAAAUUCAUCAGGCUUUUAGAAAAUAUCAACAAGAAAUGUUUACAGUGGAACUGACGUGUUAAAAGUUUCAUUAAAAAUUUUCUUUCCUUGGGAAAAAAUAUACUGUUGCUGUAGGUUGACUUUUCUCGAAAGUUCCCGCCCCGAGUCCAUUUUGUUCCCAGAAUACGCGCCCCAUUUCCAGGUGUGACUCUCCAUAUUAUUCGUGCUUUCGGAUGCGGCAAUUUAACCCUUUGACCCCUAAGUGUGAUUGGCAUCCUAUUCUUUUUACGGUAUCACUGUUGAAUCAAACAUAAAGGUUAUGAGAAUAAGGGAAAUGAUCACUCAUUAUAUAGAGAAGCUCUUAAUUGUGAAACAAAUUCUCCUUGUCAGUACCAUAUAGAGAACAGCAUUGAGAAUAUGCAUACUGAUCUUUGAGUGUAAAGGGUUGGUACGAUAAUGACGUAGAAAUCUGUCAAAAAGAAAUCUCCGACUUUAUCUUGUUAUUCGUGUGCUUAAUCUUCAUUAUUCUUCGUGGAAAUUCGGCAAAGAAUCUCUUCAUACCAUUUUCCCUGUUUAAAUCAACUCCUUUUUCUUUCUCCAGACUCAGUGAUGACAGCUGACAUGCGUGUUUCUCGAGCGUGAUGUAGUUAUAACCAAAUUCAUGCAUGGUUUUCCUAGCAGAGGGCUUCAUAGCAAUCAAAGAUGAUGUGGAAUGCUGUUGUAGAACCUUAUGAAGAGAAAUGUGGGAAACUCGUGAUUAAUGUCUGUCUCUAAACUACGGACACUGACACCAAGACCCGACAAAUUCAUUCCUUGAAAUGCUUUCAUGAUACAUUUUAAGGAUCAUUCACCAAAGAAAACUGAAGCUUUCAAAAUUCAUAGUUUAAGUUAAAGUUUUUAAAGUUUUUAGCCCUUAAACCCUAAGAGUCUCCAUCAUCCAAUUUAUCCUCACAGUAAUACUGCUGAACCUUUCAUGUCUUGGGAACAAAGGGAAGUGAUCGCUAACCUAAGAAGCUUUGAUUGUUAAACGAAUUCUCCUUGUUAGUUCCAAAGGAAAUGCACAGAGAGGAGGAUAGAGAAUAUUGACAUUGGUGUGAGGGUGUAAAGGGUUAAUUAGCCACUAAAGGAAUCAAUCGUAGAAUGAAAAAGGAAGUUAAGGACAUAUUUGGGAGCCACAGCGGUUGUGUAUUGGUUGUGGAAAUUUUUAAUCCAGAGUCAUUGUUAAACAUCCGCAAGCGAACAAGCUUGUGAAGCAGAAACUGAACAGUUUAUAGUUAAAGUUGGCCGCUCACGUGAUUACGUUAUUAAUUUUUUUGAUGCUAAAUUUACCUUGGAAUGUUAAUAAAUGUAGGAUUUUGCUUGUUGA
Molecule: messenger RNA, 3993 nt
Organism: Pocillopora damicornis (cauliflower coral)
Lineage: Eukaryota; Metazoa; Cnidaria; Anthozoa; Scleractinia; Pocilloporidae
Biological process (GO): DNA recombination; mismatch repair
Cellular component (GO): nucleus
Molecular function (GO): DNA binding; 5'-flap endonuclease activity; metal ion binding
Source: RefSeq, a predicted model, not a curated record